AUGAAUGAAAGUAAUGAACUUGCUGGUACUGGUACUGGUAAUGAAGAUCAAACUCAACAUAGGUUAUUGGCCUCUAAUCAAUUACCAUCUUCAAGUGCUACAGACAAUUCUACAGGAACUUUGGAUAGGUGUAAAAUGUGGAAACCUGAGCAGACAUUGAGGUUCCAUCUUGAUGUGGCUGUAUGUAUGGCUUUUGAUCAGAUUAGACUUGCUGUUGUUUUGGGUACUGAUGAGUGUACAAUUAAACUUUGGCAUUUGAAACCAGUAUUGAUCUCAAAUCCAAGUCUAUCAACCACAGUUACAAGUGUAGCAAUUUCAACAUUACCACCCAAAAUUCAGUCAGAUUCAUUGACUGUAAUAGUAUGGUCAUUACCUACACCAGAACACAUAACAUAUGCACCAUUUGAUCCAACAUCACAACUUUAUACAUUUGUUGGACAUACAGAUGGGUAUUGGGAUAUGAUACUCCUACCCUUAAAAUUAAGAGAUGAAGCUUUAUUAGCUACUAUUAGUGAAAAUGGAACAAUCAAGGUUUGGAGUACUGAUGCAUUAAAUUCAGCAUUGAAAUGA
Molecule: messenger RNA, 570 nt
Organism: Melampsora larici-populina 98AG31
Lineage: Eukaryota; Fungi; Basidiomycota; Pucciniomycetes; Pucciniales; Melampsoraceae
Exons: 4
Coding region: 1-570 (189 amino acids)
Molecular function (GO): protein binding
Source: RefSeq, a predicted model, not a curated record